Molecule: messenger RNA, 773 nt
Organism: Cydia amplana
Lineage: Eukaryota; Metazoa; Arthropoda; Insecta; Lepidoptera; Tortricidae
Product: THAP domain-containing protein 2-like
Exons: 3
Coding region: 82-651 (189 amino acids)
Source: RefSeq, a predicted model, not a curated record
ACAAACUAUGGGAGAGCUUUUAUUCUUUAGUUUUUUAGUUUUUUAUAAUUAAAAAUAUCUUUAACUAUUAACGAAUGUAAAAUGGUAAGCUGCGCAGUCGCUAAUUGCAAAAAUACUUCAGUUAAAAUUACGAAACACACAAACGGGAUUACGUUUCACAGGUUUCCUCGUGAUAAAAAGCGUCGCCGGCAAUGGGAAGUGGCCGUGGACCGGGAGAACUGGUCGGCCACGGCCUCGAGCGCAGUGUGUUCAGAACAUUUUGAUGCGAAAGACUUCUAUGUGACCGACUCCGGGCUGCGUCGGCUGUCGGUUGAGGCGGUGCCUGUUAUUAAUAUUUCUAUAUGCCAACCAAGAGCUCAAACGGUAACAGAACUACAGCCAGCAGAUAUCAGUCCCGCAGAUUCUGAAGAAGUUAUCAAACUAAAGUACAAACUACGAAGACUAGAAAUAGUUUCUUCUAACAGAAAACGGAGAAUCUAUGAGCUGUCAAAGAGUAAUCAAAAAUUUAAAAAGAAAUUACAACAAAUGAAUACUGUUAUCAAACAUUUAAUACAGAAUAAGAAACAAACAGAAAUAAUAGGUACAGAGCAAACUACUAGUCAAGAUUUAGAAAAUAUUGACAUACGGAACAUGGAUUACGUAGAAUGUUGAUAUGUCUUGUGAAUUGGAAAAGUGAGGUAAAUAUUUUGCUCAUUAUUGCCAAAUUGUGAUCUACAAAUACAAAUUGUGUUGUAAGUUACGGAAAGUUUCUAAAAAGUUGAAAUUUUUCGGAA